GCGCGCCGUCGUUUUCCGCGCGUCUUUCUGAGGAGAAAGGCGCUGUGGCGGUGGCGCCUAUUAUGCUCCCGCGCGCCGCCGUUUUCCGCGCGUCUUUCUGAGGAGAAAGGAGGUGUGGCGGUGGCGGCUAUUAUGCUCCCUCACAAGAAACGGCCUGCCCAGCCUCGCAGCGCCCAGUGGGUGCUCGUUGCGCCAGAGUCUCUUACUGAUCUUCCUAAGAAACUUGAAGAUGGACCUGUCUUUACAAGACUUCACAACCCCGCUACAGGGGAAGCAGCACUCUACUUGUUCAAUCGCCCGGCACAGCAGCUGUUAGAAGUAAAAGCCUUCCACGAAGAAUACCAUUCUUGGUUUAUAGGCCAGACAGUUCAGCAUGAUGGCCGCCUUUUGUUUGCAACUCCAGUGGACCCUUUAUUUCUUAUUCUGCAUUACAUCAUAAAGGCAGAGAAAGAGCAAGGGAAGUUUCAGCCGUUAGAGCAGGUGGUGGUAGAUCCAGAGUUUCCCAGCUGUGUCAUGCUGCUGCUCAACACUGAAGUUCGCAACUCACUUCAUCAUGUGACCGAGGAGAAAGAGAUUAGUGGCAAGAAAUUUUACAAGUUCAGCAAAGAGAAAACAUUGAAGUGGCUGAAGAAAAAGGUUGACCAGACCGUGACAGCAUUAAAAAACAGCAGUGUGAGCGUGGGUGAUCGUGUUCUCUCUGCUACAUUCAUCACCCGGGAUCACGCUUCAAGCGUUAAAGAAGAGGACUACGUUCGUUAUGCCUAUGGUUUGAUAUCCGAAUAUAUUCCUAAAGAUUUAAGUGAAGAUUUAUCCAAACACUUACAGCUGCCAGAACUUUCCACUCCAACAUCAGAACCUCCAUUAAAGAAACAGAAGCUGUCAGAUGGGCCUGUACAGGCAGAGGAAGACUAUACUAAGUUUAACACUGUCGACUUGAAGACCAAAAAGACAAACAGCAAAAUGACUUCAGCUCAGAAGGCCCUGGCCAAGGUUGACAAGAGUGGCAUGAAAAGCAUUUCCAGUUUUUUUGGGGCAAAAAAUAAGGCAGCGAAAUGAAGAUUUCAGCUUUAUUUAAAUGAAAACUUAUUUUAAAUGUUUUGGAGACUGCCUCAUUUUUCCCUCAAAUUUGCCUCAGCAGAGUCAACUAACGGGAUUCGCUCCUGGAAGAUUUCCGGGUUCUUUCAAAUUGCAGAAUGAAAGAUGAGUUACUUUUUUGGGUAGUGUCAAAUUCCAGCAAAAGAACAGGCCCCACUGCAGACAAUAUUCAGAAAUCCUCAGGCAACUGUUGUAUUUCAUAGCCCUGUCUGAUUAGGGGUUUGUGGUUUGGGGUGGUCGGUUGACAUAAAGAGAAGCAAUAAAAUGAAUUGAAUUACCAUGUAGUAGUCCAUUUUCCCCUCAAUAAAUUGGCUCUUGUUACAAACA
This is a messenger RNA of Tachyglossus aculeatus (Australian echidna), 1422 nucleotides long. It is a transcript of the gene RNASEH2B, whose product is annotated as ribonuclease H2 subunit B. Gene Ontology annotation, cellular component: ribonuclease H2 complex; nucleoplasm. NCBI's taxonomy places the organism in Eukaryota, Metazoa, Chordata, Mammalia, Monotremata, Tachyglossidae. Gene Ontology annotation, biological process: RNA catabolic process; ribonucleotide metabolic process. The transcript is spliced from 11 exons. The coding region runs from base 133 to 1056 and encodes 307 amino acids. The record is from RefSeq and is a predicted model, not a curated record.